CAGCGGCUUUCAGUCGUGCGCGUGGACAACAAAACCGGCCACACGCGCCACCUCCAUAUUGCAUAAGGCCAAAAUUGGCCGGUCAAAAAUGUUAAGCUGUGGUAGAGUUAUCGGACAAUUGCCAAAACUUACGAGGCAUUCCCAUGCUAAUCGUUUUUGCCGACCUUUAAAAUAUAUUGGAAUUGUUAGCAUUAAUAAUUCAUGGUUCAGUUCCAAUGUGAGUGACAAGAAAACAUAUAAGCCUCCAGGCACCACCAUAAAACCAGAAGAAUGUGUACCUGACAGUACGUAUUUAAAACCAAAGAGAAACAUACCCUUAUGCGAAUUAUCUCCUAAUGCAACUUGUCCAUCAUCUUGUUAUGAAGUUUGCGGAAAAUCAGAUGAUUCUCAGAGUUCUAAACCACCACCACCACCACCACCACCUUAUUGGAAGAUAUUAGCAACUUUGCUUAUUGCUGGAGUUACAAUAUACGCGAUAUCUUCCUCAAAUUGGUUUACCUCUAAGAAAUCAGAUUCUCAAAAGGAUGUAGAUAAAAAGGAUUCAAGGAGACAUAGAAGAACUGAUAAAAUUAAAUCACCACCAACUUCUAGUUCAUUCCCUCAACAUGUACCUUACCUUUUAAUAGGUGGAGGAACAGCUGCAUUUUCUGCAUUUAGGUCUAUCAAAUCUAGAGAUCCUAGAGCUAAGGUUUUAGUAAUUACAGAAGAAGGAGAUUUGCCAUAUAUGAGACCACCGUUAUCUAAAGAAUUGUGGUAUAACACAGAUAGGAAAACAAGUGCACAGUUACUUUUUAAACAGUGGAAUGGAGCUCAAAGAAGUAUAUUUUACGAGCCACCUGAAUUUUAUUCAAAAAUUAAACAUUUGAUUGAGUCUGAAAAAGGUGGGGUGGCUGUGGCUACAGGUUGGAAAGUUACAAAAGUUGAUGUUUCAAAUAAAAUUGUAACGUUGGAUGAUGGUUAUGAAAUAAAAUACGACAAAUGUCUAAUUGCAACUGGUGCAUCGCCUAAAAAUCUUCCAGUUUUUGAGUCACUUCCAGACGAGGUUAAAGAUAAAAUUAGGACGUUUAGAACAAAAGAACAGUUUCUUGAUGUAGAAGAUAAUGUGCAUAAUCCUAAAUGUAAAAAUAUAGUAAUAGUUGGUGGAGGAUUUCUUGGAACGGAACUCGCUUGCUCACUUGCUCGUAAUUUACCCGAAGAUAAAAAAGUAUAUCAAGUAUAUAAAGAGAAAUUUAUGAUGGAUCAAGUAUUACCGCAAUAUUUAAGUGAAUGGGCAACAAGAAAAGCAACAUUGGAAGGUGUUAAUUGUAUUCCAAAUUCUGAAGUUGAAGACUAUUAUUAUAAGAAUGGACAAUUAUCGCUGAUUCUUUCGGGAAAUAACGUUAUUGAUGCUGAUGAAGUGAUUGUAGCGGUAGGCGUUGAACCAAAUACUGAUUUGGCGAAAGUUUCGCAUUUAGAAACAGAUCCUGAAAUAGGUGGCUUCCUCGUUAAUGCAGAAUUGGAAGCAAGAAGUAAUCUCUGGGUUGCUGGAGAUGCAGCUUGUUUUUAUGAUAUCAGACUGGGUAGAAGAAGAGUAGAACAUCACGAUCACGCCGUAGUUUCAGGAAGAUUAGCGGGAGAAAAUAUGACUGGUGCAGGAAAACCAUAUCUUCAUCAGUCAAUGUUUUGGUCCGACCUAGGACCAGAAGUUGGAUUUGAAGCAAUUGGUAUUGUAGAUUCUACACUGCCAACUGUAGGAGUUUUUGUAAAAGCAGAAAAAACUGAUACUUCGAUAACAGCCAUCGAUACUUCAAAUGAAACCGUUAAGUCCUCAAAUGAAAAGAAGUUAAAUUCAACGCAAUCACAAAGCUCAAACGAAAAUGAUAAAUCAGUACGUAAUGUUGAUCCAAAAUCUACAGCAGAGGAACCUACAAAUUAUGAUGACUUUGAAAAAGGAGUCAUUUUUUAUUUACGCGAUGAUAUUGUGGUUGGAAUAGUUCUUUGGAAUAUUUUUAAUCGGAUGUCAAUCGCCAGGCAGGUACUUGCUAAGGGCACAAAAUAUGAUGAUUUGAAUGAAGUAGCCAAACUAUUUACUAUUCACGAUGACUGAUUCCAUUAGUGCAAAGCUUAAAUGACAAUACUGUGUCAUUGGUGUAUAUACGAUUAUUUAUCUACUAAUUCUGAAAGAUUUUACCAAUAAAAAAAAUCUACAAUUUAUAUCUUGUUCCUAAGUUUGAAAGGUACGCUUGUAUAAAUACUGCACAUACCAGGUACAAAGUAUUUUCAAAAGAAAUUUAUUAGAUAUUCACACGUGUUUGUUAGAUCAUUACAACCUGUGAAUUUUAUUAGAAAAUAAAUGAAAAACUGCUUUAUUAAUUAUUUAA
Osmia bicornis bicornis is the source of this 2360-nucleotide messenger RNA. RefSeq names its product apoptosis-inducing factor 1, mitochondrial (gene AIF). The coding region runs from base 89 to 2086 and encodes 665 amino acids. The record is from RefSeq and is a predicted model, not a curated record. Gene Ontology annotation, cellular component: cytoplasm; mitochondrion. Gene Ontology annotation, biological process: apoptotic process; mitochondrial respiratory chain complex assembly. NCBI's taxonomy places the organism in Eukaryota, Metazoa, Arthropoda, Insecta, Hymenoptera, Megachilidae. Gene Ontology annotation, molecular function: protein dimerization activity; FAD binding; NAD(P)H oxidase H2O2-forming activity. The transcript has 12 exons.